AUGCAUCGUGCACGACGGGAUCAUACAGCAGCCGUAUUAAUAAAUGGAGAAGUAUUAGUUGCUGGUGGAUUUAACAAUGGUGCAAUCAACAAUGCUGAACUGUAUGAUCCAUCAACAGAAACAUGGACAACUAUUAACAGUAUGAAUGAUGCGCGAGGUGAGCAUACAAUAUCCGUACUAACGAAUGCAAAAGUGCUAGUGACCGGUGGACUUGGUUAUCGGGGUUUUCAGAAUAGUACCGAGUUAUAUGAUCAAUCAACAGGCAAUUGGACGAGGAUGGGGUGAUCUUCAUUUGGUGGUCAUUAUGGUUCGGUGUCUCCAUUUUUAAUUAAGAUCAAAAAAUACAUGAACCUUCAACCAGAUGGGUUACCUUCGAAAACCGCAGCGUUGAUACCGAUGCUUGUUGAAAAAGCAUCACAAGGUAUUAUUGAAGAAGCAAAACAUGUUAGGAAAGAGCGAGAAGCCAAAAGACUAGCAGCAAUGCUUAGACAAACAAAGCACGCAGGAAUGGAAGAAGUAUGGAAACAAUGUGCUUAUCUUUAUACACUGAAAAUUUUCCUCUACAAAGUAUUAAAUGCAACUAUGAAAUUAGUAGGAGACAAAGAACAAAAGCAAGUGUGGUGA
This is a messenger RNA of Rotaria sp. Silwood2, 624 nucleotides long. The record is from the annotation of a GenBank genome assembly. Lineage: Eukaryota; Metazoa; Rotifera; Eurotatoria; Philodinida; Philodinidae.